Molecule: messenger RNA, 6224 nt
Organism: Hippoglossus stenolepis (Pacific halibut)
Lineage: Eukaryota; Metazoa; Chordata; Actinopteri; Pleuronectiformes; Pleuronectidae
Gene: thsd7ab
Product: thrombospondin type-1 domain-containing protein 7A
Exons: 31
Coding region: 853-5970 (1705 amino acids)
Biological process (GO): cell adhesion
Cellular component (GO): extracellular matrix
Source: RefSeq, a predicted model, not a curated record
GCUUAUGGGAGCUCGUCAGACCAGUGUGAACACUGCUGGUCUCCAGUCGCCUUCCCAGCCCCUGCGAGUGGAGGACAAGUGUAGGAGGAGGCGGAGGGGGGGAGUAACAGUCCCCGUGCCCUAGGCAAGAGAGAGGAAACAGGGGAGAGGAAAGGGGUCGAUGGAGGGAGGGAAAGUAAGAAGUGAGCAUGUGAGAGAUGCAGGGGGGGAAUAAGAAAGGGGGGAAUAAGAAAGAGAGACAAGAGAAGAUGAGGGAAUAAGAGAAAAAUAGAAAAAAUCAAGAGUAGAGGAAGAGAGCAAGAGCAGGGUGGCACUGAGAGAAGAGCAAACGAGUGAGCGAAUAGGAGACGGAGAGAGAGAGAGAUAGAGAGAGCAGGAGAGAGGGAGGGAGGCGAACAACACUGCAGACACUCGCCCACUGUCACUGCUCCACAGCCAGAGGACAGAGGCAGCAACGGCAACAGUGGGAGAGCGGAGACGAUGGAGGAGGAAGACCCGAGCGUCCGUCUGCAGCUCAGCCCCCGACACUGACGGCCGCCCUCUGGGACCAUCCUGCCAAGUUGGGAGCUCAACGGGGAAUAAAAAAACAACUUUCUCUGUCCUUCACGAGACCAAAGCACUGGACCUCAACUCCUGCAGGACUGAUAACACACACAUCUCUCUCCCUCUCUCACACUCACUCACACCCUCUCUCUCACAGCACACUUCACUACUCGUUGCCUUUUUUUGGGGACUAGUGCGGUUUAUCUUUUUGUUGUUGUUGUUGUUUCCUUUUUUUUUAUUUUUUAUUUUUUCACUGCCUUUGCUGACCUUCUCAGCCCGAGUGGAUUUACUUUUAUCCUGUGGCGGACCAUGGGGCUGGGGUGGAGGGGUGCAGCAGGGACCCUCCGGAGAAGGACAGAGGGGAGCAGGUACCUUCUGGUGACAUUGCUGCUGCUGCUGUGUGGUUUCUGGGAGGCUCACACACAGACAGACGAUGGGAAGUCUGUCUACUUCUGGGAAACAGGUCCAUGGGGAAGGUGCAUGGGCAGUGACUGUGGCCCAGGUGGCAGCCAAAGCCGGGCAGUGUGGUGUGCCCAUGUGGAUGGCUGGACGACGCUUCACACCAACUGUGACCAGGGCGAGCGUCCCUCCAACCAGAGGAACUGUUUCCGUGUGUGCGACUGGCACAAGGACCUCUAUGACUGGAAACUAGGUGCCUGGAACGAGUGUGUGCCAGUGUCGGCAAGGACCUUUGGGGCCGCUCGGCCGUUCACGUGCAGUGGAGGUGAAGAGGGCAUUCAGACGCGGGAGGUGAACUGUUUACUCAAGUCAGAUGGCACUCCAGCUGAGGAUUGCAUCUGUGAUUACUUUGAGCCCAUGCCUCGCCUGGAACAGGCCUGUUUGAUCCCUUGCCCCCAGGAUUGUGUGGUUUCUGAGUAUUCGCCAUGGACGUCCUGCUCCAAAACGUGUGGAACAGGCCUCAGGAACAGGGUCCGCAGCGUCCUGGUCCCUCCGCUUUUUGGAGGCGCUGUGUGCCCCAACCUAACUGAGUUCCAGUCCUGUAAACUGGGGCCUUGCACAGGUCCAGAGGGCAUGUACAGCCUGAGGAUCGGAGCGUGGAGCCCCUGUGCCCUCGCACAGUCACGGACAGCACGACAAGCCAAGCGCAGGAAAGGUAAAGGCCAGGGGCUCAGGGACCGACCGGGAGUCAAAGAUCCAGAGACCAGGGAGCUUAUCCAGAAGAAACGGACCAGGAACCGACUGAACCGCCAGGAGAGUCCGUUCUGGGACAUCCAGGUGGGCUACCAGACACGGGACGUGAUCUGCAUGCACAGGAACGGGAGCGCUGCGGGACGCAGCCUCUGCACAAUGAGGGACCUGCCGCUGACGGUCCAGUCCUGCGUCCUCCCUAAAGACUGCCAGCUGACCGACUGGACCGACUGGGGCCCUUGCUCCAAAACCUGCGUGGACCCCGUGUUUCCCAGAGGAAAUCGCACCCGGAGCCGACAGGUGCUCCAGUUCCCUGUGGGCGAGGGGGCGGAGUGCCCGCAGGUGGAGGAGCUGGAGUCCUGUGAACCUCAAGGGGACGGCGUGCCGCCCUGCGCCACUUACACCUGGAGAAGCACUGAGUGGAGCGACUGCCGGGUGGACGUGUUGCUAAGCCAACAGGACCGGCGACGCAACAACGCCACGGAGCUCUGUGGGGGGGGCCUGCAGACCAGAGAAGUUUACUGUGUCGAGGCCAACGCUGAGCUCCUGAAGUAUCUCAACGACCUCAGGGAAAAAGACAAAGCGGGUCAGACCCAAAGACAGCAGAAGCCUAGUGUCCCCCCUCUCCUCUCCAUCACCUUCCAGAUUACAGCAUCUCAACCGGUGGAGAACAGACUGUGCGAGGGGCCGAUCCCCAACAGGUCGCAGCUUUGCCAAAUCCCCUGUCCCAUCGAGUGUGAGGUGUCGCCGUGGGGCGCCUGGGGGCCGUGCACCUUUGAGAACUGUGACGAUCAGGCCGGAAAGAAAGGUUUUAAACUGAGGAGGCGACGAAUCACCAACGUGCCGACGGGCGGACCGGGGAACUGCCCUCACCUGGUGGAGGCGGUGCCGUGUGACGAGCCCAGUUGUUACGAGUGGAAGCUGCUCAGCCUGGACGAGUGCGUCCCUGAGGACGAGAGGAAGUGUGGCCCCGGCUCGCAGCUCCCACAGAUCCAGUGCGUCAACAGCAAUGGAGAGGUGGGGGACGGAAACCUGUGCUCGUCGUCCCCGGCUCCUGAGCCCGUGCCCUGCGAGGUGCCUUGCUCCAGGGACUGUGUGCUCAGCGACUGGACGCCCUGGUCCACCUGCUCCCAGACCUGCUCCAGUAAGACCAUCGAGGGGAAGCAGAUGAGGAUCCGCUCCAUCCUGGCGUACAACGCCGGCGAAGUCACUGCGAUGGUCAUAGCGUGGAUCACGGUGAUGGAGGGUCUUUCACGGGUGCCGAGGUUUCCAGAACUUUUCGGCGGUGCCCUGUGUCCCAACAGCAGCUCCCUGCAGGAGGUGCGUAACUGUAACGAACACGCCUGCACGGUUUACCACUGGUCGACGGGACCGUGGGGACUUUGCUCCGACGACCCCUCGUCCACGUCCCUCAACACGUCCACGAGCGGCCGCGCUGCCGGCAACACGCAGGGUCCCUGCUCCACGGGAAUGCAGACUCGCAAGGUCAUGUGUGUGCGGGUCAAUGUGGGACAGGUGCCUCCGAAGAAGUGUCCAGACGGCCCUCGCCCCAGCACAUUGCGACCGUGUCAGCUGCCCUGCAAGAAGGAUUGCAUCGUGACCCCGUUCAGCGACUGGACGCCGUGUCCGGUCACCUGCGACGAAGCUGGUAACCCUGUGAAGAGCAAGCAGUCGAGGAAGCGUCUCGUCAUCCAGCUGCCGUCCAACGGAGGACAGGAGUGUCCGGAGCUGCUGGAGGAGGAGAAGGACUGUGAGGUCCCCAAAGUCUGUCCAGGUUUCAGGUGGAAAACCCAUAAGUGGAGGAAGUGCCAGCUGGUGCCGUGGUUCCUCCGACAGGAGAGUCCCACAGCGCAGGAGAGCUGUGGACCCGGACUUCAAACGAGAGCUGUGUCCUGUCGCCAGCUGGACGGAACGCAGGCCGACAUCGGCGAGUGUCUGAAGUACGCCAAGGCCAUGCCAGUCAUCACUCAGCACUGUCAGCUGCCCUGCCAGGAUGACUGCCAGCUGACCAACUGGUCCAAGUUCUCCUCCUGCACGGCUGACUGCGUCGGCGUCCGCACCAGGAAGAGGGCGUUGAUAGGGAGGAGCAAGAAGAAAGACAAGUGCAAGAACACGCAGAUGUAUCCGCUGAGCGAGACCCAGUACUGUCCCUGCGACAAGUACAACGCCCAGCCGGUGGGGAACUGGUCGGACUGCAUCCUGCCCGAGGGGGGCAGGGUGGAGAGCGUCCUGGGAAUGAAGGUCCAGGGAGACAUCAAGGAGUGCGGACAGGGCUACCGCUACCAGGCCAUGGUGUGCUACGACCAGGACAACAGGCUGGUGGAGACCCUGCGCUGCAACAGUCAUGGUUAUAUCGAGGAGGCGUGCAUCAUCCCCUGUCCUUCAGACUGUAAACUCAGUGAAUGGUCCAACUGGUCGCGCUGCAGCAAGUCCUGCGGCAGCGGAGUCAAGGUUCGCUCCAAGUGGCUCCGGGAGAAACCGUACAACGGCGGCCGGCCUUGUCCCAAACUCGACCACCUCAACCAGGCCCAGGUUUACGAGGUGGUUCCAUGUCAGAGCGACUGUAACCAGUAUGUGUGGCUGGCCGAGCCCUGGAGUGUGUGGAAGGUCAGCAACGUGGACUUAAAGGAGAACUGCGGCGAGGGCGUCCAGACCAGAAAAGUCAGGUGCAUGCUGAACACCAUCGACGGCCCGUCGGAGUCGGUGGAGGACUACCUCUGCGACCCGGAGGAGAUGCCCCUGGGGGCCAGGGAGAGCCGGCUGCCCUGCCCCGAGGACUGCGUUCUCAACGACUGGGGGCCCUGGAGCCGCUGCAGCCUGCCGUGUACUCGAACCAACAGCCGAAUUCGCACAGCGUACCCACUCCGGUCUCCCAGUGUGGGGAGGCAGUGUCCAGACACGACUGACAGGGAGCCCUGCGGCCUGAACCUCAACUGCUUCAACUACUUCUACAACAUCACAGACUGGAGCACGUGUCAGCUGAGUCAGAACGCCGUGUGUGGAGGCGGCAUCAAGACCCGGAUGCUCGACUGUGUUCGGAGCGACGGCAAAUCUGUGGACAUCAAAUUCUGCGAGGAGUUGAAUCUGGAGAAGAAGUGGCAGAUGAACAUCUCCUGCGUGGUCGAGUGUCCCGUCAACUGUCAGCUGUCGGAGUGGUCGCCCUGGUCAGAGUGUUCCCAGACCUGCGGACUGGACGGGAAGAUGUGGCGGCAGCGCUCGGUGGUCCAGGCGUCUCAGGGCGACGGCCGGCCGUGUCCUUCUCAGAUGGAGCAGUGGAAGCCCUGUCCCGUCCGGCCCUGCUACCGCUGGCAGUACAGCCCCUGGUCCGAGUGUCGGGUGGAGAGUGUGGUGUGCGGCCACGGCACGCGCUACAGGAACCUGUCCUGCUUCGUGUCGGACGGCUCCAUCGACAGCGAGGGCGACGGCGAGGGCGGCCUGGUGGACGAGGAGCUGUGCAGCAGCCUGGAGCUCGCCGUCGACGGAGACAAGCAGAUCACACUGAAAGAAGCCUGCACCCUUCCCUGCCCAGGUGAGUGUUACCUGAUGGAGUGGUCGGACUGGAGCUCGUGCGUGAGCAUCUGCGUCAAAGAUGCAGGCGUGGACUUCGGCUCGGUUCAGGUUCGCUCGCGGGCCGUUCUGGCCCAGGAGCCCGAGAACCUGCAGCUGUGCCCGGACCAGGCGUGGGAGUCCCAGCCCUGCACCGGGGGCGAAUGUUACGAGUACAAGUGGCUCAGCAGCGUCCGUCCUAACUCCACCCGCCCGCUCAUCUGGUGUCAGCGCUCGGACGGACUCAGCGUCACCGGAGGUUGUCCUCCCGUGAACCCUCCGACGACCAACAGCUCCUGUGACCCCCCCUGUCUCCUGCCCAGGUCCUUCUGCAGCGAGGCCGGCAUCUGCAUGUGCGAGGAGGGCUUCACAGAGGUGCUGUCGCCCACUGGGCAGCUGGACCAGUGCGCCCCCAUCCCAGUCCUGGAGAUCCCCACGGCGGGGGACAAGAAGGGCGACGUGAAGACCAGCCGUGCCAUUAACCCCACCCAGCCCAGCGCCACCCAGCCCGGACGCACGGGCCGGACCUGGUACCUGCAGCCCUACGGACCAGAUGGGAAGCUGAAGAUGUGGGUGUACGGUGUAGCAGCCGGAGCCUUUGUGCUCCUCAUAUUCAUAGUGUCUAUGAUAUACCUAGCUUGCAAAAAGCCAAAGAGGCCUCAGAGACAGAGGCAACAAAACAACCGACUAAAACCUCUGACUCUCGCCUACGACGGGGACACGGACAUGUAGCCGCCCCCCCCCCCCUUGGGAGACGCUCCACCGAGGGCCCCCCCCCCGUCAUCGACCUUCAUCACGCCGCCACACUGAGGGACAUGGAUGUUUGCAGCUGGAACGGACACGUCACAGAACGGAGAUCUUACACAAAUCCUCUUAACUGAGACACUAGUGAGUUUAACCAUUCCCCCUCCUCUUCUUCUGUGUGUUCUUCUUGACUUGUUGUCUUUCUCAAGAGCCUUCAUGAGUUCAGUGAAAUGCCUUUUUCU